GUCCCGUGAAACGUCAAGAGCUGCUGCUUUUCGGAAAUAAUUUAUCCGUUCUGCCGCUGCCUAUGAGUGUGUGUCGCUGUUGUCUCGUACCCGUCGGCAAAUCUAGUGUUUCUCGCUUUUGGCAACAGAUCGCGGAAAAAUAUAUCAAAUUGCUGUUGGAUUCUGGUCAGACUGCAUUCGUCAACAUACGCAACUGCGGCAUUGCUGUGCUCGAUUAAAAUCAGACAUUUGCACCCGAUUCUUCGCUGGGGCCCGGGGUGGCAUUCACCACGCUAGUUAAUAAUUUGUUCAGCUUUCGCGAAACAGUUGACUGACACCAACAAAAAAAAAAGAUGAGCCUGCUGAGUAGUGGAAAAAUAACGAUAUUCAGCUUUUUAAUGAUCGCCUAUCUGUUCUACAAUCCCACCGACAGUGGAGCGGUACAACUCAACAAUGAUAAUUUUGCUAUGACGAUAGCCUCAAAUGAACUAGUAUUUAUUAACUUCUAUGCAGAAUGGUGUAGGUUCAGCAACAUCCUGCAGCCUAUAUUCGAUGAAGCGGCGGAUAAGGUCCGCGAAGCGUUCCCCGAGGCGGGCCGAGUCGUGAUGGGCAAGGUCGACUGCGACAAGGAAUCUGCGGUCGCAACGCGUUUCCACAUCUCCAAGUAUCCCACGCUGAAGAUCAUCCGGAACGGACAGCCUACGAAGCGGGAGUAUCGUGGAGCGCGGACGGUCGAAGCCUUCACCGAGUUCGUUAAGAAACAGCUAGAGGAUCCGAUCAAGGAGUUCCACAACCUGAAGGAUCUCGAGAUUCUGGACACCAAAAAGCGGAUAGUGAUCGGUUACUUCGACCGGAGGGACAUGCCCGAGUACAACAUGUUCCGACGGGUGGCAACAAAUCUGAAGGAAGACUGCGUGUUCAACGCCGGAUUCGGAGAUACGGUAGCGGCGAUGCAUCCACCAGGCCAACCCAUCAUCGUCUUCCGACCCGACGUCGCCGUUACGGAUGCCAACGAUGAAACCUUUAAGGGAGAUAUGAAAAACUUUGACGAUCUUCACGUCUGGAUCCAGCAGAAGUGCGUUCCGCUGGUGCGUGAGAUUACCUUCGAAAACGCGGAAGAACUCACCGAGGAGGGUCUGCCGUUCCUGAUUCUGUUCCAUGCACCCGAUGAUCUACAAUCGAUCAAGGACUACAAGACUAUUGUCGAAACGCAGCUGAUAUCGGAGAAACAGAACAUUAACUUCCUGACGGCCGACGGGAAACGUUUCGCCCAUCCGCUGCAUCACCUCGGAAAGGGCCCAUCCGAUUUGCCUUUGAUUGCGAUCGAUUCAUUCCGGCAUAUGUACCUGUUCCCAGAGUACAAGGAUAUAUUUGUGCCGGGCAAACUCAAACAGUUCUUGAGUGAUCUGUACAGCGGCAAGCUGCAUCGGGAGUUCCACUACGGACCGGAGAGAAACGAUGACAACACCAUCGAAGUGGUGGGGAUCGAAAUCCAUCAGGAUGUGAAGAAACCUACGACCCCACCAGAGUCCACGUUCAAGAAUCUGGGUCCCUCGAACAAACGGUACACACUGCUGAAGGACGAGCUUUAAACAGAGGAAUGGAUGCUCCGCGCGUACUUCCCCUCGUUACUAUUCCCAGUUUGGAUUUAAAGUGUCAAAAAAAAUGUUCGUUUUUUAUGUUCGUUCUUUGAUAUAAUCAGAAAAACGUUCGCUGUUGUUUUUCUCUCCUCGAAUGUUUCGUCCAGUUGUGUUAAGAUGAUUUCCAACCCAAUUGUGCUAGUGAUAAAAAAUAGAUCCAGUUGUUUUUUUUUAAUGUUUUGAUCGGUAUUUUUCUAUCUUCCCAUUUGAUUGUUUGCCGGGCAACUACAAAAAAAGGCUCUUUGUUUUAAAUUGUGAAAACAAAGCGAGAAUGACUGUGGACGAAUGAUAGCGAGUUAUGAAUGCCGUGCUAAGUUUUAUUAUUUUGUGCUAUCGAACAGUGAUUCAAUCUAGGAAAAUUAUUCUUGUGUACAACAUCAAAGUAAAAUAAAAUAAUAUUAGUUUAUCAGCAAACAAAAAUCCAGCGAUGGAUCAUAGACAGAGAAGUUGGGGAAAAAAUUACAAGUGAUACUUAGUUACAGCAUUACAGUAGAACGGAGAGGAAAGAGGCGCAUUCCGAUGACGACGACGACGACGACGACGACGACUAGUGAGAGGAGUUCUAGAUGAGUUUAAUUGAACGCAUCUGCGAUUACACAUUACGAGCCCGUAUCGUGCUUUAUAACGCGUCAGGUUGCUUCCGGUGCGAUAAAAUCGCGGUAAUUUCUCGGUAUGUAUAGGCGUAGCAUGGUAACUGUGUAAAUCCUUUUUGUUAAUGCGUACUACAUGAAAUAUGUAUAAAUAUAGAGGUAACUAAACAAA
Toxorhynchites rutilus septentrionalis is the source of this 2381-nucleotide messenger RNA. RefSeq names its product endoplasmic reticulum resident protein 44 (gene ERp44). The record is from RefSeq and is a predicted model, not a curated record. The transcript has 7 exons. Bases 333 to 1571 code for a protein of 412 amino acids. NCBI's taxonomy places the organism in Eukaryota, Metazoa, Arthropoda, Insecta, Diptera, Culicidae.